This is a messenger RNA of Rattus rattus (black rat), 1386 nucleotides long. It is a transcript of the gene Ush1g, whose product is annotated as USH1 protein network component sans. The record is from RefSeq and is a predicted model, not a curated record. Gene Ontology annotation, biological process: sensory perception of light stimulus; equilibrioception; sensory perception of sound. Gene Ontology annotation, molecular function: protein binding. The transcript is spliced from 2 exons. The coding region runs from base 1 to 1386 and encodes 461 amino acids. NCBI's taxonomy places the organism in Eukaryota, Metazoa, Chordata, Mammalia, Rodentia, Muridae.
AUGAAUGACCAAUAUCACCGGGCCGCCAGGGAUGGCUAUCUGGAGCUCCUCAAGGAGGCCACCCGGAAGGAGCUGAAUGCCCCCGACGAGGAUGGCAUGACCCCAACCCUCUGGGCUGCCUACCAUGGCAACCUGGAGUCGCUGCGCCUCAUUGUGAGCCGCGGAGGUGACCCGGAUAAGUGUGACAUCUGGGGAAACACACCCUUGCAUUUGGCAGCUUCCAAUGGCCACCUGCACUGCCUGUCCUUCCUCGUGUCCUUCGGGGCCAAUAUCUGGUGCCUGGACAAUGACUACCACACGCCGCUGGACAUGGCCGCUAUGAAGGGCCACAUGGAGUGUGUGCGCUAUCUGGAUUCCAUCGCAGCCAAGCAGAGCAGCCUCAACCCCAAGUUAGUGGGCAAGCUGAAGGACAAGGCGUUCCGCGAGGCGGAGCGGCGCAUCCGUGAAUGCGCCAAGAUGCAGCGCAAGCACCACGAGCGCAUGGAGCGGCGCUACCGGCGCGAGCUGGCCGAGCGCUCCGACACGCUCAGCUUCUCCAGCCUCACUUCUAGUACUCUGAGCCGCCGGCUGCAGCACAUGACGUUGGGCAGCCAGCUGCCCUACUCUCAGGCCACGCUGCACGGCACGGCCAAGGGCAAGGCCAAGAUCCAGAAGAAGCUGGAAAGGCGCAAGCAGGGGGUCGAGGGCACCUUCAAGGUCUCCGAGGAUGGGCGCAAAAGCGUGCGAUCGCUCUCGGGCCUGCAGCUGGGCAACGAUGUGAUGUUUGUGCGCCAGGGCACCUACGCCAACCCCAAGGAGUGGGGCCGUGCCCCACUCAGGGACAUGUUCCUCUCGGACGAGGACAGCGUCUCCCGUGCCACGCUGGCUGCCGAGCCUGCCCACUCGGAGGUCAGCACCGAUUCAGGCCACGACUCCUUGUUUACCCGCCCCGGCCUGGGUACCAUGGUGUUUCGAAGGAACUAUGUGAGCAGCGGGUUGCACGGGCUGGGCCGAGAGGAUGGGGGCUUGGAUGGGGCAGGCACGCCGCGGGGUCGGCUGCAUAGUUCCCCCAGCCUGGACGACGACAGCCUGGGCAGUGCCAACAGCUUGCAGGACCGCAGUUGCGGGGAAGAGUUGCCCUGGGAUGAGCUAGACUUGGGCUUGGACGAGGAUCUGGAGCCCGAGACCAGCCCCUUGGAGACCUUCCUGGCCUCGCUGCACAUGGAGGACUUUGCCUCCCUCCUGCGGCACGAGAAGAUUGACCUGGAGGCCCUGAUGCUGUGCUCUGACCUCGACCUACGCAGCAUCAGCGUGCCCCUGGGGCCUCGGAAGAAGAUCCUGGGGGCCGUGAGGAGGCGCAGGCAGGCUCUGGAGAGACCCCCGGCCCUGGAGGACACGGAGCUGUGA